GAAAGUGAACACAGACUUGACACGAUGUUGAAACGCCUUCUUUUCAGUAAUAACAUCAGACGACAACUUGGCAUCAGGAUGGCAUCAACUUCAUCUCAGAAAUUAGCAGGAAAAGUCGCCAUUGUAACAGCGUCUACAGACGGGAUAGGCUACGCCAUCGCUGAAAGGCUUGGACAGGAUGGAGCAAAAGUGGUGGUUAGCAGCAGGAAACAGAAAAAUGUAGAUACAGCAAUAGAAAAAUUAAGGGCCAAAAAUCUUGAUGUGUAUGGUACAGUAUGCCAUGUAGGGAAAAAGGAAGAUAGAGCCAGUCUUAUCAAACAGACCCUGGACCAGUACGGUGGAAUUGAUAUUGUGGUGUCUAAUGCAGCUGUAAACCCAUUCUUCGGUCCAACGUUAGAUUGCUCAGAAGAACAAUGGGAUAAGAUAUUUGAUUUGAAUGUAAAGGCAACAUUUAUGAUGAUCAAGGAGACAGUUCCCCAUAUACAAACCAGAGGUGGAGGGUCCAUUGUGGUAGUGUCGUCCAUUGCUGGUUUUAAUCCUAUUCCGAUGCUGGGACCUUAUUCCGUCAGUAAGACAGCUUUACUUGGACUGAUCAAGGCACUGGUUCCUCAGCUGGCCUCCAUGAAUAUCCGCAUCAAUGGACUUGCUCCUGGAAUCAUCGACACUAACUUCAGCCAAGCACUGACAAGCACUGAAGAAAUUGCCAAACCUAUUUUAUCGAAUGUACCUUUAAAUAGGUUUGGACAGCCCCAUGAGUGUGCUGGUAUUGUGUCAUUUCUAUCGUCCGAUGAUGCGGCUUAUAUAACAGGAGAGACUGUGAUGGUCACUGGUGGAAUUCCAGCUAGACUUUAGAGGAGCUGUGAUAAAAUUAUCAAAACUCUUGAGUGACUGUAAACAGAGACCUGUGAAAAGAGACAUGUAAACAGAGACCUGUAAACAGAGACAGAGACCUGUAUACAGAGACCUGUAAACAGAGACCUGUAUAUAGAGACCUGUAUACAGAGACCUGUAAACAGAGACCUGUAAGCAGAGAACUGUAUAUAGAGACAUGUAUACAGAGACAGACCUGUAAACAGAGACCUGUAAACAGAGACCUGUAUAUAGAGACCUGUAUACAGAGACCUGUAAACAGAGACCUGUAAACAAAGACCUGUAUAUAGAGACCUGUAUACAGAGACCUGUAUAUAGAGACCUGUAAACAGAGACCUGUAAACAAAGACCUGUAUAUAGAGACCUGUAUACAGACACCUGUAGAGACCUGUAUACAGACACCUGUAAACAGAGACCUGUAUACAGAGACCUGUAAACAGAGAUCUGUAUAUACUGUUAUUUAGGAGUAAUUAUGAGAAAAUUUGUUUUGGAAUGAGAAUAUAAUGACUGUUUGUUAAAGUGUUCACUCUAAUGUAAAAACUAUAGAUUGAAUUAGAUACUAGUUUUAUCGGUAUUAUUGAUGUAUUGUAAAUGCAUGAGGUGUUUGGUAGAUAACAGGAAUUCGUGAUAUUUCUAACUCAUAUUCGUGUAAUUUGUUCAUUCAUAAUAUAUAUUGAACAGUAUGAUUUAUAUAUAGAUAUAGAUGAUUAUUGAUUGUCAAUUAUGAUAUGUUUUUGAUACUUGAAAAUUGAUAAUUAUGAUGUUUUUAUAUUAAAUAUUUUGAUAGAUCA
This is a messenger RNA of Pecten maximus, 1661 nucleotides long. Its product is annotated as dehydrogenase/reductase SDR family member 4-like. The coding region runs from base 25 to 852 and encodes 275 amino acids. Lineage: Eukaryota; Metazoa; Mollusca; Bivalvia; Pectinida; Pectinidae. Gene Ontology annotation, molecular function: carbonyl reductase (NADPH) activity. The record is from RefSeq and is a predicted model, not a curated record. The transcript is spliced from 10 exons.